Messenger RNA from Camponotus floridanus (Florida carpenter ant), 1629 nucleotides. Its product is annotated as neutrophil collagenase-like. Gene Ontology annotation, cellular component: extracellular matrix. Gene Ontology annotation, biological process: proteolysis. Bases 1 to 1629 code for a protein of 542 amino acids. The transcript is spliced from 4 exons. NCBI's taxonomy places the organism in Eukaryota, Metazoa, Arthropoda, Insecta, Hymenoptera, Formicidae. The record is from RefSeq and is a predicted model, not a curated record. Gene Ontology annotation, molecular function: metalloendopeptidase activity; zinc ion binding.
AUGAGUCUCGCGAUCGCGUUAUUGAGUGCGUCUGAUAUUGCGAGUGUUCUCAGUGCGUCCAGUGUUCCUAGCGUGUCCAGCAUUCAUUCUCGUAGUUAUUCUUUCGCGCGAACGACGAUGAGCAACAACUAUGAAAUUUCGAGAUUGCGGAAGAUGCUCCAGGAAUGCACGCUCACGCCGUGGAUGUGCGUCUGGAAGAUACAGUACAUCAGAAAUCUCAUGAAUGCGAUCCUCAAUAUAGCGAACGAGGAGAAUCAUCAGCAGUCGUCGCUAUUGGACAACGUGACCGCCCUGAGCGAAGCGCUAUCAUUGUUUCAGGAAUACUACAGCCUGCCAGGAAACGGCGUUCUGACCGUGGAAACGAUUCGCGUCAUGCGCAGGCCGCGAUGCGGCGUCGCGGACGUUCACGCUUACAGCCCGUUGACGAGAAAGUGGCCGAGGACGCAUCUCACGUGGAACUUCAAACUAGCGAACAGAGAUACUCUGCGCACGACUCAGAGCGCGUUCGCUCUGUGCGACAAUGGAGGCUCGUGCCCGUCGCCGUUCGCAGGACCGGAAUCGGUCGUCGCUCACGCGUUCUUUCCAACGGGAGAAUCCAAUCAAGUGACCGAGGUGCACGUCGACGAGACGGAGCCGUGGCACAUCACGCUGACCAGGCCCUCGUCGGACAGGCUGUAUCUCCUUCAGACGCUGACGCACGAGAUCGGUCACACUCUAGGUCUGACUCACAGAAAGGCGAUAUCCGCUCAGGCUGAGCAUAGAGGACGUCAUAAACGAAAUCUCUACGGAUCGAGAGAGACGACGAAUCCUACGAUCGUUGACGCUACUCCGACGACCGCGGCGACGACUACGACGACGACGGCCUCGACGACGACUACGACGGCCGCGGCGCCGCCGAGGACGGUUAAGCCGCCGCUCGCUCCCUCCGAUACCGCGGAUCUAUGCGCCUUGAAGCGCGUAGACGGAGCGCUAAUCAUGAAUCGUCGCUUGUACGUCGCGCGUAAACGCAACGUGUGGCCCGUCGAUAUGAGGGAGAGACGCUACGGAGCGCCCUUCUCGUUCGCCGACUACUUCAAGUUCCUCCCCCGCAAUCUCACUCACGUAUCGGCCAUGUAUCAGAGACCCUCGGGCGAUAUUGCGAUAUUCGCCGGCGACUACGUCUACCUCGCCGAUUCGAAUUUUCAUCUUAAAGCGGGAUGGCCUAGAUCCGUCCAAUACGUCGGAUUUCCUCGCGACGCUAGGAUAAACGCCGCGAUAAACACGCACGCCGGGCGCAGCUACGUCAUAUACAACGACGACAAAAUAGCCGAGAUAAACGACUGCGCGAUGACCGUCGCGAGGCACGGCGCUCUGCGGGAUACGUUUUCCGGGAUGCCAUCCGCGAUAACGGCCGCCUUCCGCCAUGUCGACGGUAAUCUCUAUUUUCUGAAGAAACGCGAGUAUUACGCGUACAGCGAGUUCAUCGACGCGAUAAUCUCGGCCGGUCCCUUUGAUCUUAGCAUAUUGGGAAUAGAAUGCCCAGCCGAUGGCAUUCUGCAUCGAUUGAGCGAACUCGUCUCCAAGCUGUAUCGUUUGGAAUACGCGUCCUUCGAAAGAUCGCGCAACGACGACGACAACGAUGACGACUAA